Messenger RNA from Thecamonas trahens ATCC 50062, 1193 nucleotides. RefSeq lists its product as uncharacterized. Gene Ontology annotation, molecular function: sequence-specific DNA binding. The coding region runs from base 36 to 1193 and encodes 385 amino acids. The transcript is spliced from 2 exons. The record is from RefSeq and is a predicted model, not a curated record. NCBI's taxonomy places the organism in Eukaryota, Apusomonadida, Apusomonadidae. Gene Ontology annotation, biological process: regulation of DNA-templated transcription.
CCCCACCCCUCCCCCGGCCACCCGCCACCCCGGCCAUGCUCUGCUCCUCCUGCCACGCCACCCACUCCUACUCGUGGCGCAUCACUUCGGCAUCUGCGGUUGUCUGCUACACAUGCUCGCUCGCCCACCCUCCAGAAUCCCUUCGCGCUCUCUCGCACAAGGCUGCCUCGCGUGCUCUCGAGUCGGCCGGCCUCGCUCCGCCGCACCACUCAUCGUCUGCUACGCCUCACAGUCAGCCGCCAUCCGACAUGCCUCUGAAGGCUGCUGAUCCCGCGUUUGCUUCUGCUGCGCAUGCUGAGAGUAGGACGCCACUGGCGACUGCGUACGCCAACUAUGCGCGGAGCCACACCACUGCGGCCGGCCGGGCGGUGUCGGCGGCGCUGGCCUCGGUCUGGGGCGGCGAGCUCGAUGCCGGCCGCGCCACCCUCUCAUACGCCGAUUUGGCCAGGAGCAUCCAGGCCGAGUACGUGGCGGCCGUGGCCCGUGGCGCUGAUGCCGCGGCUACUGGCUCGUCGCCGGUUGCCGAGGCCAAGCCGAGCCGCAAGCGGACGCUUGACGACGUCCUGGCCGCCGGCCCACCGACCGCGGCCUCGGCCGGCCGAGCCACCAAGCGCCGGCGCUCACGCAAGGCGACCAAACCUCUUCCGAUGUUUGUCCGUCUCAAGCGUGCCUUCCUCGCCGGCCUCCACUCGGGCGUCUACAGCGAGCUUCUCCGUGCCCAGGAGGCCACCACGGCUCGUACCUUGCGCAAGGUGGAGAACGAGCUGCGAUCGUUCUCGCCAGCAACCGGUUUCGGUGGGUCCGACCCACACUCGCCGGCCCCGUUCACGCCCCCGUCACGCCCGGUUGCCUCCCGUUCGCCGCACUCUUCGUCGCCGUCGCCGUGGCUGCUGCGAUCGCAGCAGCCUCCGCAGGCCAUGCCUGUGCCGUCACUCCCCGCCUCUCUUCUCAUGCUCCCCACCCGGCCAGUGCUGCCGCCCGCCAAGCCUAUCCACCCGGUCGCCCGCACCGCCGCGGCCUUGCCAAGCUCACCACACCGCCAUGUCGGACUUCUCCCACUCGCCACCGAGCUCCACAUUGCCCGCCCGCGCUGGACCCGCGCACGGCCGCGCCCAUCGGCCCCACUCACCAUCGACGACGGCCUCCUUGCCCACCUCUGGCUCCUCCACUACCAAUCUCAAUCAGCAAAGUGA